AUGGCAUCGCUCAAACAUGGCGAGAAGGUCGGCGAGUAUGUCUCGUCAGAACCAAUCGCUCGCACCGACAGCCGCGAAGAAGGCGAGAUUAUUGAGAACACUGAUCACCUCCACCGCCGUCUUGGAAACCGCCAAAUCCAGCUCAUGGCCAUUGGCGGCACCAUCGGUACUGCCCUCUUCGUCAGCAUCGGCGGCGGCCUCUACAAAGGCGGGCCGGGCAGCCUGUUCCUCGCCUAUACCAUCUACGCCUGCGCAUUGGGUCUUGUCAAUAAUUGCAUAGCAGAGCUCACGACGGCAUAUCCUGUCUCUGGUGGCUUCAUUCGUCUCGCGGGCCACUUUGUUGACGAUGCCUUUGGCGUCAUGUCCGGCUACAACUUCUUCAUCUACGAAGCUCUCCUGAUCCCCUUCGAAAUCACUGCUCUGUCCACAGUGCUCGACUUCUGGUCCUCGGACAUACCCCCGUGGGCGAUUCCCCUGGCUUGUAUAAUCUUGUAUGGCCUCCUCAACGUCCUUGCCAUCAAGGUCUUUGGAGAAGCCGAAUUCUGGCUGUCCGGCGGCAAAGUUCUCUUGAUCUUCAUCGUCUUCUCCUUCACCUUUAUCACCAUGGUCGGCGGUAAUCCCCAGCACGACGCAUAUGGUUUCCGCAACUUCAAGCACCACGCCUUCAAGGAGUAUAGAAGCACCGGAACCCUCGGCCAGUUUGAGGGCUUCUGCGCUGCUCUAUGGUCGGCCUCGUUCUGUGUUACCGGUCCCGAGUACCUCUCCAUGGUCGCUGGUGAAGCCAGACGUCCUCGCAUCUACAUCAAGAACGCCUUCAAGACUGUCUACUGGAGAUUUGCCCUCUUCUUCAUGGGUGGCGCAUUGGCUGUCGGCAUCAUCCUCAGCUCUACUGACCCAACCUUGACCGCCAUCAUCUCCGGCGAGAAAAGCGGUUCUGGCACUGCUGCAGCUUCUCCUUACGUCAUCGCCAUGGCAAACAUGGGCGUUACUGGUCUGCCUCAUCUAGUCAGCGCUCUUUUGGUCACAUCCAUUUUCAGUGCCGGCAACACCUAUACUUUCUGCGCCACUCGUAGUUUGUACGGUCUUGCUAUCGAAGGCAGAGCACCAAAAGCUCUCCGUUACUGCACCAAGAGUGGUGUUCCCCUUGUCUGCUUCGCCAUCGUCAUGGUCUUCCCUUGUCUCGCUUUCCUGCAGGUCAGCAACGGAUCAAACGUCGUCCUAGGCUGGCUCAUUAACCUGGUCACGGCUGGGGGUGUCAUCAACUACUGGGUCAUGUGCGUCACCUACAUCUUCUUCUACCGUGCCUGCAAAGCACAAGGUUUGGACAGGAACACCCUGCCAUACAAGGGUUGGUUUCAGCCGUACUCUGCAUACCUCGGUGCAGCUUGGAUGACCAUGAUUGUCUUCUGCUACGGCUACACAAGCUUUGCGCCAUGGUCCGUCAGCAACUUCUUCAUCUACUACACCCUCCUGCUUGUCGCGCCCGUUACCUUCUUUGGCUGGAAAUUGAUCAAGCGCACGCGUCUUCUCAGCCCGCUUGAAGUUGAUCUUGUUUGGGAACGUCCCGUCAUUGACAACUAUGAGAUGACCUUCAUCGACCCUCCACAAAGCUUCUGGUCAGAAAUGAUUGGACCUUUGAUGUUCUGGAGGCAUUCAAAGGGCAGCGACAGGCAGAUGAGUGUGAGUGCAUGA
This is a messenger RNA of Aureobasidium uvarum, 1692 nucleotides long. The record is from the annotation of a GenBank genome assembly. NCBI's taxonomy places the organism in Eukaryota, Fungi, Ascomycota, Dothideomycetes, Dothideales, Saccotheciaceae.